GAGCCGACUUUGAAAAUGCCUAUCCCCGAACCCUGUUCCCCAGUCGAGUUGGACAGAUAAUGAGCUACAUGGAGGACUGUUUUGCAGGGGCUCCGCAGGAGUUUCUCAUCUGCAUCACCGUCCACAAGGCCGUACAAGUUGGAGUGACCUCUGGGGACUUGUACGUGAGGAUUAGUCUGGACAAAAUGGCUAAGAGUACCAAGACUUUUCCCAACACCGAGAAUCCCUUCUUCAAUGAGUAUUUUGUCUUUGAGUUUCACUGCACCUUAACCGAACUUCUGCGACUGACGAUCCUUUUCGAGUUGAAGAAGCACAUGACCUACAAGAAAAACGUUUUGGUUGCCGAGUUGUUGGUGGAUCUACACAGUGUGUGGAACCAGUCCAAUCAUGGCUAUUUCAAAAAGUGGGGUCGCCUGGAGGCGCCCAUUGGAGAAACCCAAUCCCUGGAGGCUACCACACAAUCUCACGGCUAUUUGCAACUCGACCUGGCCAUUGUAUCCCAGCACAGCACGGUAAUCAGUGGACUCAGGUCCGAGGAGCAGGACAGCCAAAACAUGAACAAGUGGACGGUGGACCAUGAUUACGACGACAUCGAGAAGAAUCUUUUAACAAAUGCGAACUCGUUCGCUCCAAGCAACAUCCGCUACUUUAUCGCCUUCUACCGGGGUUUCUUCACCAGGCAGAGCAACUACAUGAUUCAAGUAUCGUUCGCCGGCUUCAAUGGCAAAACGCCGGUGGCCAGGAACACGACAACGCCUGUGUGGAACCACGAGAUCAACUUCGCCUGGAUGUAUCCUUCGGUGGCACAGCGAUUCCUCAUCCUCAUUUUUGCCUACGAGCAUCUGCAGUGGAAGUGCGUGGCGGAGUUCGAAGUGUCCCUUGAGGAGAUCGCCUUCAAGGGAAGCCCUUCUCUGGGACCGACCUACCUUCAUCUGUAUGAUCCCGUCAAUCCGAUGAUCUAUGUGGGCCGCCUGCUAAUUGAACUUCGUUCUGAGAUUUUGAAAGAAUCGCAACCCACCCACACGUUGGCUUCCAAAACAGUGCCUGGCUUGGAUGAAACACGUUUCUGGCACGACGAAGUCUACUUGGUUGAGUUUCUCCCACUAAUGGGUCAACACAUCCACACAACUGCCACCGCAUACAAGAUCUCAGCGAGAUUAGCGGAGCACAGCUCUAAUGUGGUGGAGGGACUGCUAAGGACUCCUUUGGGACGCUCUCAAUCCGCCAUUCAUUCACGGAGCUUCCGCCGUGAGUCUCCCUUUCGCUCCUGCAUGUUUCGUGUCCGUUUGCCGGAUAAUCGAGCCAAGUAUGAGAGUGAUUUCUUUAUGCUGGAUAUAGCCAACUAUAUGCGCUCUGAACUAGAAAUCUUUAAGAUUUUCCAGUUGAAACAUCCUCUCCAGGAAGAAGAGCAGGCCAAGUGCCUAAAGGCGAUAUUGGGUAAUAUUCUGAACAGGAUCAAGGAGGGUCUAGACGCCCACCGUUUCGAUCACGAUGUUCAGCCACAACGCACCACCUGGGACUUCAACCGGCAGCUCUACCUCCUCGAUUAUUUCGCCAAGCUGCCGCAGGAACUGCAUCAACUAAAACAGAAACUGCGCAGUUGUUUCCUGGAGCACCUGGAUGCCUCCAUUGCGGAUGUGGUUAAUGAGCUGCAGCGACUGGUGGCUGAAAUCGGAGGUCUUUCUAGUAUGGCGCGCACGCAGGACGAGUGGCCGGAAUUGGUCCUCUCCUUGAGUGCAGGUGGAAAAGAUUUGGGAGUUUGUCGGCUAAACGCCAAGCUCUUUUUACAUUUGCAAAAUCCGGAUGCCGAUCUGCAGCAGGAGACACUUUGCUGGCGAUUAAAGAGCUUCUCCUUCAAGUCCUCAAAUUGUACGCAUACAUGUCCCAAUUGUGGUUGCACAACGGCCAUAGUUUUGGGAUGCCUAUCCAUCGUUGUGGAACGCGAGCGAAAGGAGUUUCUCUCUGCAAUCAGAGAAGAUUGGACCAGCAUCGAGCCCAUGAUGUGGCAACCAAGUUCUGCACAGACGCAUUUCCUCUGCCAUGUUUACGUUCAUCAGGCUAAAGUUCGUCCUGGGGGUGAAAAGAAGAACGUCUGUGAUUCCCAUCUGCGGAUCCUGUUUGCCGGGCAGGCAUGUGAAACGUAUACAUCUCCUGGAACCCUCUCGCCCAUUUGGAAUGCUGUGAUCACCUUUAAUUUUGUGUCUUUCCCUGGAAGUGUUAAUCUAUAUUUAAAGAAUCCUCCCCUUCUCUCAUUGGAGUUCUACAACACAGAACGAAGUCUACCAGAUGAUCUUGUGGGCAUGGGCAGUGUGGCAGUGAGUGUGAUCAGCGAAGAUCUGGCCACCGACUCCAGUUGGGACGAGGCAGGUGGACUAGGCUGGUCCAAGAAUCUCACUCAAAAGUUGCAAAGGUUGAAGCACUUAACUCCACCUCCUUUAAAAUGGGUUCCAGUGGCCAGAAAGGGUUAUGUUCAAGCAGAGGUUUUAAUGUCGGCGGAACUGAUUGAGAUCUCCAUGGAUCCCAGUAGUCAGGAUAUAAAGAAGGACCCAAUACUUGCCACGGGAAUUCCAGUGGCCAUCAGGCCCAAUAUGCAGAACUUUGUCCUUGAGGUUUUCUUCGUGGGCCUGCGCAACUACUCCAAAAGCAGCAUGAGUUCUGCGGGUAAGCGGAAGAUUAAGGUGAUGAUGGGUGACUUGGUUUUGUCCAGUGGACCCUCCACUGCGCGGAUCCGCAAUUGCAUUAACUUUCUGGUGGCCUAUGCAUCGGGUGUGGUUAGCCUACCUGAUCAGCAGGAUUACUGGCCAGCGAUCAUAGCCACUGAUGUACUGCUUUCCGGUUUCAGCAGUGAAUCCAUUUUGGGAGCUGCUCUUAUACCUAAUUCCUCGAGCUUCCUGCAACGCGAUAGGACCCUAAAGUGUGUGCCCAAAAAGGAGCAGUCUUCCCGAGAUGAUUCCACAACGGUGAGUGUGGAUGAGGACGAUGAGGAUACCGAACUGGAGUGGGAAGAGGAAGUGGCCAAACCCACCAGGAUCAACAGCUGGUGGAUGCGAUUCGUAUUCGCUCUGGGACUGCGACCCGCGGCCUAUGCCAAUCGCCAGGCUUUGCGGUACAAUGGUGACCUCGAUGACUCCGAUGCGGUCGAAGAACGUGAGUUCACCUGGUGGACCAAGUUCUACAACUCAAUGUACUGGAGUGCGGCGGAGAUGAGCCACGAGCACAAGCAUCGCCUGGUCAUCUACCACGAAGAACUGGAAAAACAGGCCCAAUUUGGUUACCUUCAGGAUUGGGCUGUGCCUGUCCAAUUGGUUCAUGGGGUAAAGUUUAAAAAACAGGCUCCUCCCAAAGAGGAUGUCUAUGCCACCCUGAAGCUGCAACUCAAGUUGACCCCUUGUCAGUGCCCAGAACUCGAGGAUUUUGGAGGUGGUGGCGACAUGGUUCGACCCAUGGCAAAUCCAAUACAUCCCCGAUAUCAGUCCACCCUCCAGUCAUUAAGUGAGAUUAUAAAACUAACAGUACGAGUUUAUAUAGUGCAGGGUGUCCAGAUCCGUCCUCGAGAUCUGAAGGGCGACUCCGAUUGCUAUGUAAAGCUCUUCUUGGGCGACAAGACGGUGUCGGAUCGGGCCCACUUUGCACCCAACCAUAGUAACCCGGUUUUCGGACGCCUAUUUGAAUUGGAGGCUACGCUACCAGGAGAUCAUAUGCUGCAGAUUAUAGUGUAUGAUCAUGAUAAGAUCAAGGACGAAGUGAUCGGGCAGACAAACAUCGAUCUGGAGGAUCGCUGGAGGACAAGACAUCGAGCCACAGUGGGUUUGGCCAACGAGUAUACACGAAGCGGCUAUAACCACUGGCAUGACCUGAAGUUACCCUCGGAAAUCCUAAUAGAUCUCUGCCAAAGAAGAGGUAUUCAGCCUCCCUUCUAUUAUGGCAAUGUGAUUGAAGUAGACGGAGUGCUUUUCGGUGAUGAGACUGUCAUUUCGAAGGAUGAGGAGCUCCAAGAACGACUUAGUCUAGCCGUGCUUAAGAAUAUGGAAAAAUUGCCUUCCUUCGGCUACAAACUGGUUCCCGAGCAUGUGGAGACCCGCUCUCUUUGUCGAGAUGAUUUUCCGAACGUCGAACAGGGUAAACUCCAGAUGUGGAUCGAGCUGUUUGAGGCGAACAUCUAUGUGCCCAAUCCUAUCGACAUAACCCCGGUGCCGCCUGCGGAAUUCGAGGUGCGUGUUGUGGUCAAGAAUCUGAGUGGAAUCCAGGCGGGCGACAAAAACAUUUUCGGCAAACUAAUGAGCGACAUUUACGUGAUAGGAUGGUGCGAGGAUGAGGACAAGCGCCAAUCGACCGAUAUCCAUUACCGCUCAUUUGCUGGCGAUGCGGCAUUUAAUUGGCGCUUGGUCUUCGGCAUGAAGUAUUCCCCCAACGAGGACCUGAUGGUUAUUCGGCGAAAGUCUGGGCUGCUGGAGGAGAUUGAGUUCAAGAAGCCCCCGGUUAUCUAUCUGCAGGUUUGGGACAAGGAUGUCCUGUCCAAGGACGAAUACCUGGCCGCCCUCGAUCUGAACCUCUCCAAUAUGCCCGCACCUUAUCCGAAUGUCCAUCUUUGUAAGCCGUAUCCCAAAAAGAGGAAACGCAUCAAUCUAUUCAAGCGCAAGGUCAUAACCGGUUGGUUUCCGCUGCAAAGUAAUGCACAUCCUUCGCAAACCUCCCAAGCUAAAGUUAACAAUGGAAAAAUGCAGCUAAAUAUUGAAAUCUGCUCUGAUGUGGAGGCCGCCAACAGACCGGCGGGUCGAGGACAGGACCCACCGAUGGCCUUGGAGCCUCCCUACAGGCCGGACACCUCCUUUAACCCACUGGCGCAUCCUUGCAAGUCCUUUCGGCUCAUCCUUUGGCCCGUCAUCAGGAAAUAUGUCCUGUGGACUUUACUUAUAUUGAUCGUUAUCCUGGGACUGGUACUCUUCUUUUCUAAUUUGCCCGGCAAGCUCAUGGCAAUUCCACUUGAGUGA
This is a messenger RNA of Drosophila rhopaloa, 4991 nucleotides long. RefSeq names its product otoferlin (gene mfr). Gene Ontology annotation, biological process: plasma membrane organization. The record is from RefSeq and is a predicted model, not a curated record. Bases 60 to 4991 code for a protein of 1643 amino acids. The transcript is spliced from 14 exons. NCBI's taxonomy places the organism in Eukaryota, Metazoa, Arthropoda, Insecta, Diptera, Drosophilidae.